UGAAUAUUUCUUCUGUGGAAAGUUUGAUUUUGUCGAUGAAUAUUCUUAGUUUGAACGUGGUUAUUUGUGCUAUUUGUCCAUCCAUCUUUUCAAAAGAAUAUUUUUCUUUUCAGCUUUUACUUCUUUUUUCCACACCGGCUCAAACUAACCUUGUGAAAUGGACAUAUCACGGCGGAGGAAAGUCACGAAAGUCGUAGCCGGUAGCUUGGCUGAGCUUUAUCCCCACAAUUUGCAAAUGUAUUACAUACCUCCGAUAACUGAAAUUUCUUUGUCAGAAUUUGAAGAUUUGGCCUUGGAGAGGUUAAAAGUGUUGCGGUGUUUGGAACUUGUUAAUUUGAAGGGUGCAAACAAAUUUUCUGAUGAAUGGAAAGCAUCUCUUUGUGAAGAAAUGACCAAGCAAGGACUCAAGAACUUUUACAAAAUGAGUACUGCCCCCACAUGCAAGCAAACUGAUGCAGAACUUCAGUAUCGUAAAAAGGACCACCUUUCGCAUUUUAUUUUGAGAUUAGCAUAUUGCCGAUCAGAUGAGCUGCGACGUUGGUUUAUUGCCCGAGAACUGGAACUUUUUAAAUUACGUUUUAUGUCAUUGAAUGCUGACGAAAUUCGUGAGUUUUUGAACAUGAACAACCUUAGCUAUUCUCCUAUAUCCGCAGAAGAAAAGGAUGCCAUAAUGCCAUCAUUGUAUGAAUCAACGUAUGGUUCCACUGCACUUCUCUCAGAAAAAGACUUUUUCCGUGUUCCCUUCACAGAUGUUUUAGAACUUGUAAGAUCGCGCAAAGUCUUUGUGCAAGCUGGAUAUGCUUACAUUCCAAGUUCUGAGUUUGUUGCGGUCAUGUCGUCAGUCUACCGGGCAACUUUAGGCCAAGCUUUAAUGAUGACGUACCGAAGACUCCCCAAUGUUGAUGAUGAAAGAUUAGUGCCCCUACUUAAGGGCCUGCAUACAAGUUAUGUGGGAGAGGACUUCAAAACACCCAAAGGUGGGGAAAUAUGUAUUGAGGACUUGGAUAAGCAUGCUAGGGCUUCAUACCCAUUAUGUAUGAGAUUUCUACAUGAGGCACUCCGUACUCAUCACCACCUUAGGCACUUUGGUCGGCUGCAGUAUGGCUUGUUCCUUAAAGGAAUUGGUGUUUCAUUACAAGAUGCCAUGCGUUUCUGGCGGGAGGAGUUCACUAGAAUCAUGGAUGUAGAUAAGUUUGAAAAGGAACAUGCGUACAAUGUUCGCUAUAAUUAUGGUCAAGAGGGUAAACGUACUAACUAUACCCCUUACAGCUGUAUGAAAAUCAUCUGCUCUAGUGUUGGUCCUGGAGAUCAUCAUGGGUGUCCGUUCAAGCACUCUGAUGUUAAAAUUUUGGCAAAUAAACUGCAAGCUUAUGGAAUUUCAAGCCAGUAUGUGGGAGAAAUUUCUGAACUUGUCAAAGGAAACCACUAUCAAGUGGCAUGUGGCAAGUACUUUGAGGCGACCCACGGAAAGCCAUCAAAUGGAAUCCAACAUCCAAACCAGUAUUUUGAAGAAAGUCAGGUUGCUCUCGGGAAUAGACCAGCUAUCAAGCAAGAACCCAUGAGCCAAAACAGCCAGCACAGUCAACCAAAUAACUAUCCUUCAAAACCCAAACCUGUUAAACAAGAAAAGGUGGAAGAGGAUGUUUGGGGAGGAGACAUUGAUCUAUCCAGCAUAGACAUGGAUGUCGCAUGAUUUAAUCGGCCAAAUUUUUAUCUACUGUGUUCUGUGAUCAAAAAGAAAAAUCUGUUCUAAACUUGUGUGUGUACAAAUUCUAAAUAAUAUAAGUCUUAUGUACAUAUAAACCAGAAA
Messenger RNA from Frankliniella occidentalis (western flower thrips), 1810 nucleotides. RefSeq names its product DNA primase large subunit-like. The record is from RefSeq and is a predicted model, not a curated record. The coding region runs from base 158 to 1693 and encodes 511 amino acids. Gene Ontology annotation, biological process: DNA replication, synthesis of primer. Gene Ontology annotation, cellular component: alpha DNA polymerase:primase complex. Lineage: Eukaryota; Metazoa; Arthropoda; Insecta; Thysanoptera; Thripidae. The transcript has 10 exons.